AUGGCCGUCGCAGCACAGCGCCCAAUCGAGCUCAUGGGCGUCGACGAUGCCGUGCGCGCCUAUCCGCGCGACGUCAAGCGUCCCAAGCUGCGCGUGGCGAUUGUCACCGAAAACUUCCUGCCCAAGGUAGACGGCGUGACGCGCACGCUCGCGCGUCUGCUUGAGCAUCUCAACAACGAGGGCCACGAGGCCAUGGUGCUCGGACCCGAGACGGGCAUCCGUCAAUACGCCGGGCACCCCGUCGUGGGCACGUUUGGCGUGCCGCUCGUCGUCUAUCCGGGCCUCAAGCUCAACUUUAUGCGCCCGCGCUUUGUUCGCAGGCUGCAGCAGUUCCAGCCGGACGUGAUCCACUUUGUCGAUCCGAUCUGGCUCGGCGCGCAGAUGCUGCCGGCCGUGCACAAGUGGCUGCCCGAGGUGCCGUGCGUGUCGUCGUACCACACCAACCUCCCCACGUACGCCACGCUGUUCGGCAUGCCCUGGCUGGAAAAGACCAUGUGGCGCCUCACGCGCAACCUCCACGACCGCUGCGAGAUCGUCUUCUGCCCCUCGGAAAGCACCCGCCGCAUGCUCCAGGACAAAGGGUUUGGCAAUGUCGAGAUCUGGUCGCGCGGCGUGGAUACCGAGCUGUUCGGCCCGCAUGCGCGCGAUGAGAACCUGCGCGAGAGCUGGGGCUGCACGCCCAAGCCCGCCAACCUCAGGCUGCCGCUCUCGCCCUCGGUCGCGGCAGCGGAUGCGGCGGCGCACUUUGGAUGCGAACAUGCUGCGCUCUCGCACCUCGCCGGAAAGCUGGGCGUGUCGAUCGUCCAUCCCAAAGGGCGCUCGGGGAGCGAGGACGAGAGCUUUAUCCGUACGCCGCCCACCGCAGCCGCCUCGCCCGAGGUCUCCUUCUCGCCGCCGCCGGCGUACGACAGUCUGAGCGGUGUCCCCGAUCUGCCCGCGGGCGGGUUCCUUCUUCCGCCACCUGCGCUUCCCGCCGGUGCGGCUGCGGCGAUCCCGGCUGCGCUGCGCGUCGAGGCGGACGCGGGCGAGAGCAAGAGCGUGGUGCUGUACGUGGGGCGCAUUUCGUGGGAGAAGAACCUGCGUCUACUCAUCGAGGCGUUCAAGCUGCUCCCCACCUCGGUGCGUGCCAGGGCCAAGCUCGUCUUUGUCGGCGACGGACCCGCGCGUGCCGAGCUCACACGGCUGUGCAACCGCCUCGAACUCGACGCGGCCUUCAUGGGCCAUCAGAAGGGAUCGCGGCUCGCAGCGAUGUAUGCGUCUGCUAGCAUCUUUGCCUUCCCGUCGUUUACAGAGACGUUUGGACAAGUGGUGCUCGAGGCGCUCGCUUCGGGUCUGCCCGUCGUCGGCCUGCAUGCCGAAGGUACCUCGGACCUUGUCUCGCAUGGACGAACGGGCCUGCUUCUCGACGUCAAUGCAGUCGCCAAAGCAAGCACGACCUCGGCGGGUCGACCGAUUGCUGCGGUGCGAUCGAACAGUGCAUCUGCACUGGGGGAGUUUGCUACGGCCGCAUCGUCGGCAGCGAUGAAGCUGCCCAGUUCGCCAUCCUCAUCCGCGCGUGGAGGCAAGGUGGAAGUGGGACUGGCCAGUGCGAUUCCCUCCACGCUCGAGUUCAAGGCGAGCAUGACGCCCAAUACGCCGUGGUUCCACCAGUGCGCCAAGAGCUACUCGAUGCUGCUGGAGCGGCUGAUUCUGGACCGCGAGACGCGCGCGCGCAUGGGCCAACGCGCCGUCCUCGCUGCUUCCCGCAAGACUUGGUGGGACGCAAUGGACGCCCCCGUGCGCGGCUACGAGCGUGCGAUUCAGAACAGCGGCAGAAACAACCUCUCGGACGACGAACUCGAAGCUUGGAGACAGAAACAGAGAUCCAACGCUCCUCUUACUGGCCCAAGGGUCAAACUCGCUAUCGCCCUUUAUGUUGCUCUGUUUGCUUGGCUCGUCUGGCUCCGAUUCCCUUAA
Molecule: messenger RNA, 1956 nt
Organism: Moesziomyces aphidis
Lineage: Eukaryota; Fungi; Basidiomycota; Ustilaginomycetes; Ustilaginales; Ustilaginaceae
Source: the annotation of a GenBank genome assembly